AUGACCACUCCAGCUCUAUGCUGUCGAGCCCGAAUGCUGAAUACUACGGCCGCACGGAGGCAGCCUGUGGCAUUGAACACAGCAUGCGAUAGACGAGUUACAGCACCGGAAUCUCCUCUCUUUGAUAUAGAUCCUGUUACGCGGAAACUGCGAAAUCGAAAUCAACCCUUGAUAUCGCAAAGCUGCUUCAGCACAAGUCGAAAUGCGCGCAGCUUGUUCAAAGGUCGCAAUUCGACUCCCGAUUCUUCGCCCGUAUGGGAACGACUUUUUAAUUUCUCAGGAAAGAAGGACGACAAGGCCCUGAAGCCCGAUGACCUUCCGAACCAUGACGAGUUCAAUGACAACUCUUCCAUUUUCAACAGUCGACGAACGCUCGCAGCCAAAGCGGCCUCUGAACCCCGCCUCCGCUGUACAGAAGUAGACGAACAUGGCAAUGUGAUUCUGGUCGAUGGAGAGUUCAAGAAGACGGAACUUAUUGCCAAGUUUGGCUUGCUACCUCGAGACUUGCGAAAGAUCGAUUCCUCCAACCUACCCCAUAUUCUUGUCCGCCCUUCAGCCAUCUUGCUCAACCUGCUCCAUCUCAAAGUUCUGAUCAAGCAUGACCGAGUGCUUCUGUUCGACAUUUACGGCUCCAAGACGUCAUACCCUCAGUCGGCCUUCAUGUACGACUUGCAGGGCAAAUUACAACAGAAGAACACACAAGCAUCGGGCGCCCUCCCUUACGAGUUCCGCGCACUGGAAGCGGUGAUGACCUCAGUAACCUCCGAGCUCGAAGCCGAUUUCGAGGCAGUGCGCGAGCCUGUCAUGCAUAUCCUUAGCGAACUCGAAGACGAUAUCGAUCGACAUAAGCUGCGAAUGCUCCUCAUUCUGUCCAAGCGAGUGAGCACCUUCGAACAGAAGGCGAAGCUUGUCCGAGACGCCAUCGAAGAUCUUCUCGAAGCGGACGAUGACCUCUCAGACAUGUAUUUGACGGAGAAGACACAUGAUCUUUACAGGGGAGAAGACGACCAUACCGAAGUUGAGAUGCUACUGGAGUCCUACCACAAGUUGACGGACGAAAUUGUGCAAGAAGCUGGUAACCUUGUGUCUGGGAUUCGAAACACGGAGGAAAUUGUCCGUGCGAUUCUAGAUGCCAACCGAAAUCAUCUCAUGCUGCUCGAGAUCAAGUUCAGCGUUGGAACUCUAGGACUGGCCAUGGGAACCUUCCUUGCGGGUCUUUACGGUAUGAACUUGGAGAACUUUAUCGAGGAGACAAACUGGGGCUUCGCUGGCGUCACCGGCAUCUCCAUUGCAUGCUCGCUUAUCGUAUGCUGGUACGGUCUUACCAGGCUGCGCCGCGUGCAACGCAUCAAGAUGAUGGAUGACGAGCGACCGCGAUUCCCCCGUGGGCAGGCCUACUUCCCCGAUGAUCGCUCGGCCCUUGGACUCCUCGACAACAGGAACCGAGAGAUGCUUCGACGAAUUAACAUGCAGAAGGCUACGUCGCAAAAGAAGAAGUGGUUUCAUUGA
Molecule: messenger RNA, 1509 nt
Organism: Fusarium sp. VM40
Lineage: Eukaryota; Fungi; Ascomycota; Sordariomycetes; Hypocreales; Nectriaceae
Source: the annotation of a GenBank genome assembly